Molecule: messenger RNA, 3003 nt
Organism: Schistosoma haematobium
Lineage: Eukaryota; Metazoa; Platyhelminthes; Trematoda; Strigeidida; Schistosomatidae
Product: Annexin A13
Exons: 10
Coding region: 52-1098 (348 amino acids)
Cellular component (GO): cytoplasm
Molecular function (GO): calcium ion binding; calcium-dependent phospholipid binding
Source: RefSeq, a predicted model, not a curated record
CAAGGAUUUGAUUUGAUUUUCAAAACUUAAUUGUUUAAUCUUUGGAAGAUUAUGGAAGUUAAUAAACAAGUCAAAUCACGAUCAACCAUUAAAUAUCCACUUGUAAUAAAUCCUGAAAAAGAUGCAGAAAGAAUCAAUAAAUCUAUCAAACUUAUGAAUCCUGAUGAAGAUGUUAUUAAUGAAAUACUUGGUCACAGAAGUCUUCAGCAACGUUUAGCUAUACAAGAAAUAUACAAACGUUUAUAUGAUAAGGAAAUCACUGAACAUAUUGGCUCUGUAUUAAUUGGCAGUUAUGAUAGUUUAAUCAAAACUUUAUUUAGAAAUCCAAUGGAAAUAUUAGCUAAUGAUUUAUACAAAGGAAUCAAAAAUCUUGGAUCAAAUUAUCAAAUUAUGACUGAUAUUAUUUGUUGUUGUAAUAAUACUGAAAUUUAUUUAUUAAAAAAAGCUUAUGAGAAAGUUUUAAUGAAGGAAGAUCCAAAAGGUUAUAGACAGAGAUCAUUACACAUUGAUAUUAUGAAAGAAUCUAAAGGUUCAUAUAAAUUACUUAUGGAACAAUUAUUAAAAGGUGAAAGAUGUGAAGAUAAUACAAAUAAAAUUGCUGAGUCAACAUCUAUAGUUCAUGGAGGUGUUGAUCAAAAAUUAGUUGAUGAUGAUGUAACAGAAUUGUAUGAAGCAGGAGAAGGACAAAUUGGCAAAGGUGAUCCUUCUAUUUAUAUAUCGAUUCUAUCAAAACGUAGUAAAUAUCAUAUCAGAGAAAUAUGUAAAGCAUAUCAAAAAAAAUAUGGUUGUCUUCUAGUUGAAUCAAUAUCAAGAAAAUUCUCAAACCCUCUUCGUAAUGCAUUAAAUACUAUCAUAAUGGCACUAGUCGAUCUGCGUCUAUUAUUGACCUGUCAACUUUACUGUAGUAUGGAAGGUUUAGGAUCAAAUGAUGAUACAAUUAUUAGAAUAAUUUGUCUUCGAUGUGAGAUUGAUUUACAAGAUAUAAAAAACAUAUAUGAGAAAUAUUUUUAUAAACCAUUAGCUAAAGCAUUACAAUCAGAAACACAUGGUGGUUUUAGAAAAUUAUUAUUAAUUCUAUUAGGUUGUGAAUCACCAUAGCAACUAAAAUGAAUAGUAACUAGUUUAUUAGUUUUUUUUUCUAUUUUUUCUAAAAAAAAGUGGAUUGUACACAAUCAAUUGAUUAGUUAAAUAUAAUGAUGUAAUAGUAUAAUACAUAUUGGUGUUUUUAUACUUGGUUGUUGUUUAUCCCUAAUCUAUUCUGGUGAAUGGGGAAUGUAACUGGGGAAUAAUAAAAUGACGAUGAAAUUUUGUCCUCUGAGCUGAUGUCGUUCCGAAGAACACUAAAAGCUCUACGAUCAAACCAUUCAGCUCAGAGAACAAAAUUCCAUCAAAAUCAUUCACCUGAGCUACAAAUCUUAUUCAUCAUCUCAUAACAAAAUUACAGAUUAUCUUAGUAAAAUCUGAGAAUUAUACAGUAAAUAUAAACAAACAUGGAUAGUGGUUAACAAUGGAAUCCAGUUUGAUCCAUCUUUCGUCCUACUUGGAGGUCAUCAGCUGGAUGUACCUGCAUCUCACUCUGGGUUCGAACCCAGCAACGUUUACUUCAAACGCCAUCGCGUUAUCCACAUGCUAGCUACUGAGUCCUGAUAGGUACAUGCUCAUGCAGUGGGGUGAAGUUUAAAUUCGAUUGCUACUGUUUUACUGGAAUCUUCUCAUUAAUGUUUAGGACUGCGAUUCAUCUGUGUCUCAUUGACAUAUGUGUAUACUGUGCGUCUUGCCUCGAUAUUGCCUUAGGUCACAAGCAAUUUAAGCAAAGAUGGAUAGUGGCUUGUUGGGAUAUUUAGGAAAAUAUACCCGAAAAUUAUUCUGUUAAGUCUAACGCUAUCCUUGGACUUGAGAUGGUGUCGUUUCCUCAUUGGUCAAUGUUUAUUUCAAGUGUCAUUUUCCUACUGGCCAAUAUUGUACAAUGUUAUUUUCUAUUUUAUGGUACGAUGUGGUCUGCUUGAUUAGUAUAUAAACACAGUAUGUUUGAAAUAUAGUGAUUCAUAUCUCAGAGGCUAAGACUUGCGUUCUGGGCUCAACUGGCUGGGCUAGACAGGGAAGCGGGACCAAUCAGAACUCCAGGCCGUUCAUUACGUGUUUACGUGUCACUGAAUCGAUUGAUAAAUACGCUGCUCCAUCUAAACUGCAAUCCACAAGUUACAACAGGCUAGUAGUGGAAUCCAGUUUGGCUCGCGUUUGGUCCUAUUUGGGACUCGUCAGCUGAAUGUACCUGUACCUAAGAGUUGAUGUUCACUCUGUGACUCGAACGCAGUACCCUUCGCUUUAAAUAUUCAAGUAAAACAAUAUCAAGUGGAUUAAUUUAGUAAAUAAUUCAUUUGUAAAAUGUCCAUCAAUAGUCUCAGACUUUAUUGUGUCUUCGUUUCCACACCAAUCACUCUCUGUUCUCUUCGAUCGUCUCAACUUUCAACUGUCAGGCAUUCUACUUUCGAUUGGCGAAACAUACUACUUAUAUCUGACGAAAUCAUUAGCGCACAAUAAACUAUCGUUUUAACAGUAACUGUUGUCAAAUUAAUGAAAAAUGAAUCGUUUAAUAUUGAUUGAUAUUAUCAAUCAAUUGAUUUGAACUACUAGUAUUAGAUCGUUACUUUAUGGUCAAAAGACGGAUAGAAAGAAUUCAGUUUUCAGCAUAAUUGUAUAUUAAAUUAUCUGUUUUACUAUGAAAAAGAAUAUCAUUAGAUUUCUGACUAGUGUUUUUUAGCCAGUUACGUUUCUACAGGAUAAGGUUGCUAAUUCCAUGCCCAACCCUCCUCAUUUAUCCAGACUUGAGACUAACAGUAGCCUCAAAGGGGAUCCAGGCAGAGUUGGUUCAUUAGAUAAUCAUUUCAUGAGAAUAAAACGAAUGACGAAUGAGGUAAAUAAAGGUGAUUACUUCAGUUUGGCAUUCAAAGACAUUAACAAGCAUAUAAAGCAUAUAUGCAGUUAAGGAAGUUAAGAAUCAAC